Molecule: messenger RNA, 1122 nt
Organism: Paramecium sonneborni
Lineage: Eukaryota; Ciliophora; Oligohymenophorea; Peniculida; Parameciidae
Source: the annotation of a GenBank genome assembly
AUGAAAUAAAAUAAAUACAUCAAAAACAUUCAUAUUAAAUCUAAAGAAAUGGCUGAAUAACAGAGAGAAUAAUAAAAUGAAAAUAAAUCCUAAGUAUAAUUAUAAGAGUUUGAUUAUGCAGCUAAACCUUAUUAAGAUUUUGAAUUCAUAAAAUUAAAGAACAUAAGAUCAAUUAAAAUGAGUGACUCUGGUUCUAGAGGAGUGAUAUUUAUAGAUUCUGAAUAAGGUGCAAUUGUUCUUAAGCUAUCAGGUUAAGUAGGGGUGGAACUUUUUCUUAAUAAAUUAGCAUUAGCACUUGACAUAAAAACAACUUAAAUGAAAUGUUUAAAAUGGUGUGAUUUAGAAAUGUAAGAAGUUAGGAAUGACAUUUUAUAUGCAGCUUCAAAUGAUGAAGUUUUAUCACAUAGACUUAAAUAAAAAUUAAAAGUUGCCUAUUUUGAAAUGAUUGAGUAUGUUCCUGGACUUUAACUCUAUUGUUUUUAGGGAGAAAGAGCAAAAAUUAUAUUUAAUUAAGAGAGACUUUUCAGCUUAGGAAAAAUAAUUGGAUUUGAUAUUUUCAUUCAUAAUGGAGACAGAUUUCCAUUACCUAUUUGGAGAAGUGUAGGAAAUGCAUAUAAUAUUAUACUCAAAGUACUUGGUGAAAAUCAACAGGAUAUGUUUAAUAUUAAAAAUACUAAUCUUAAUUUUGAUUGUAUUUAUUCAAUUGAUCCAUAAACAAUUCUAAAAUAAUUAGACUCAUCCAUUUAAGAUAAAAUACUUAGUGCUUAUAUUGAAAAAGUAUAAAAAUUUCUCUAAGAAUUAUGUGAUGAUAUCAAAAAAAAUGAAUCAUAAUCUUUGAAAACCUUUUAGGAUUUUAUACUUGAACAUACUUUAUAUAAAUUAAAUAACAAUGAACUUUAAAUUGUUAUUUAAGGAAUUCUUUAUUAAAUCAAGAAAAUAUCUCAAUUUGGAAUAGAAAAUGUUAUUAAAUUAAAAUAACAACUUUACUUACCUGAACAUUAAGAUUGGAUGGAUUCAUAUAAUUUUUGUUUAAAUUAAAUUCAUAUCGAAUUUCAUUCAAAAUUAAUUCAAGUAUUUGCAGAAAUAAUUAAUACCAACACUGAAAUUUUUUAAACACUAUGA